GGAAGAGGAGCCCUGAAACCAAGGAGUCACCCCCCAAGAUGGGCAGUUUUAUGGAAGAAUCAUCCGAGGACACAAGUGAAAUAAGCGAUGUUCCCUCUUCCUCUAGAAUGGGACAAAGUGAGGAUUAUGGGGCCGAGUGCAAGAGGAAGCAGAAUAUAGAAGAGAAAGAUCAUUUACCCAGUGAUUGUGGAAAGGCCUUCCUUCAGAACACCAGCCUUAUUGGCCAUCAGAGAAUAGAUGCUAUAGAAAAACCUUAUGCAUGCAACGAAAGUGAGAAGGGUUUCUGUCAGAACCAACUUUUUACUCAAAACCACAAAAUUCUUACAGAGGAGAGAUCUUUUAUAUGUGAUGAAUGUGGCAAGGUCUUCCACCAGAAGUUAGGACUUAGGGAACACCAGAAAAUUCAUACUGCAGAGAAAUCUUAUGAAUGUAUUGAAAGUAGAAAGGCCUUGUGUCUAAAUAAUAAACUUACUCAACAUCAGAGAGUUCAUCCUGGAGAGAAACCUUAUGAAUGUAGUAUAUGUAGGAAGGCCUUCCGUUGGAAGUCACAUCUUACUCAACAUCAGACAGUUCAUUCUGGUGAGAAGCCUUAUGUAUGUAAUGAAUGUGGAAAGGCUUACCACAAGAGGUCAGUGCUUACUGAACAUCAGAGAACUCAUACUGGAGAGAAACCUUAUGAAUGUAAUAAAUGUGGAAAGACCUUCAGAUGGAGCACACAUCUCAGUCGACAUCAAAGAAUUCAUACUGGAGAGAAACCUUAUGUGUGUGAGGAAUGUGGGAAGGCCUUCCGACAGAGGACAGUGCUUACUGAACAUCAGAGAACUCAUACAGGAGAGAAACCUUAUGAAUGUAAUGAAUGCGGAAAGUCGUUUCGAUGGAGGACAGUGCUUGCUGAACAUCAGAAAACCCAUACUGGAGAAAAACCUUAUGAAUGUAAUGAAUGUGGGAAGUGCUUCCAUUGGAACACAAACCUUACUCGUCAUCAGAGAAUUCACACUGGAGAGAAACCUUAUGAAUGUGGGAAGGUCUUCCACCAGAAGUCAGCACUUACUGAACAUCAGAGACCUCAUACUGGAGAAAAACUUUAUGAAUGUAAUGAAUGUGGAAAGACCUUUCAAUGGAACACAAACCUUACUCGACAUCAAAGAAUUCAUACAGGAGAGAAACCUUAUGAAUGUACUGAAUGUGGAAAGGCCUUCCGGUGGAGUACAGUGCUUAUUGAACACCAGAGAAUUCAUUCUGGAGAGAAACCUUAUGAAUGUAAUGAAUGUGGAAAAACCUUCCAGUGGAACACAAACCUUACUCGACAUCAGAGAACUCAUACUGGAGAGAAACCUUAUGAUUGUAGGAAAGUUUUCCAUCAGAGAACCCAGCUCACUGAACAUCAGAGCAUUUGUGGUGGAGAGAAACUUUUUGAGUGUAAUGAGUGUGGGAAGACCUUCCAUCAGAAGGCAGGACUUACUCGACAUCAGAGAACUCACACUAGGCAGAAACUUUAAGAAUGUAAUGAAUGUGGAAAAGCAUUUCACAGGAGCAUAGAACUUACUGGAUAUCAGACAAUUCAUACUUGAGAUAAAUCUGCUGAAUAUAUUAUGUAAAGGAAUGCUUCCUGCCAGAAGACUGGAGUCACCAUCAUACAGUUUGUACUGGGGGAAAAAACACCUUAACAAAUGUAAUGAUUGUGGGAUAGCUUUCUUCAAGAACAAUGAACUUUCUCAACUUCAGAGGAAUAUUGGGAGAAACCUGAGUAAUGUACAGUAUUAUGAAGAAAAUG
Messenger RNA from Trichosurus vulpecula (common brushtail), 1774 nucleotides. Its product is annotated as zinc finger protein 501-like. The transcript has a single exon. Bases 39 to 1499 code for a protein of 486 amino acids. The record is from RefSeq and is a predicted model, not a curated record. NCBI's taxonomy places the organism in Eukaryota, Metazoa, Chordata, Mammalia, Diprotodontia, Phalangeridae.